AAGUUUUAAUUUUGAUGUAGCACCAAAAAUCUUCCUCAAAAAAAGUCACUUUUCCCCUCUCUUCCUCUCACUCUUGUCUAGUUGUCUGUGUGAGCUGCAACCAAGACCAAAGACGAGAAAUGAGCACCAACAACAACAACAAGAGCGGCGCCUCUUCAUCUUCAUCCUCAGGUACAUCUUCUAGGGUUUCGAUCCCUAACAAUGUCCGCAAAACCAUUCAACACAUCAAAGAGAUCACCAGUAAUCACAGCGAAGAUGACAUCUAUGCUAUGCUUAAAGACUGUUCAAUGGAUCCUAAUGAAACUACUCAAAGACUCCUACAUCUUGAUACAUUUCAUGAGGUGAAAAGGAAGCGGGAUAAGAGAAAGGAGACAGUGAGGAGCAGAUCAGGUGAUGAGUCGAGAUGGAAGCCUGCUCAUCAAGGGCGAGGGACUAGAAAUGCUCGAGGGAACUCUUUUUCUCAGUAUUCCUCUAAUGAUGCUGGGGGUCAGAGGACUGGUGCCAUUCGUAAGGAGAAUGGAGUAGAAGAGAGUAGAGGGAAAGGUUUCAGGAACUCUUAUGCGCCGAGUUCCAAGGAAACAUAUUCCAUUCAACCGCAUAAUCCGCAGAAGAUGUCAUCCAUUGAUGUGGAUGGGCCAGUAGGGCUGGCUAAUGGUAGCCUCAGUGGUGACCCUGGUGUCCAGUCAUCUAAAGUGGGUGAUGCCUAUCCUUCCAACAAAAUUAUUGACGCUAGUGUAGACAAUGCAAUGAGCAUAGGGCUCAAGGCUAGUUCUGAAUCAUCUGAUAAAGGGCAUGGUACUGCCGAGUUUGUAAGCGACAAUCAUGUGAAUCAGCAUGAUCCUCAAAAUGUGGACAAUUCUCAGGUAUCUUCAUCAACAAGCGAAAGGCAACCGGCUGAACUUGUAGAAGUUGCGCAUCCAAUGCUAUCGAGUGAAUUCCCUGUAGCUGAAAAGAGUCAUGUUUCUGACAGUGGUAUAGUUGUCAAGCCUUUCUCACAACCAGGUGUGAAGGAUGUAACCACAAAGCUAGAGAAAUUGAGAUUUUCUGAUGGCCAACAUGUCAUAAUACCACAGCAUAUCCAAGUCCCUGAUGCCGUGAAGAAUGUGUUGAAUUUUGGAAGCCUUGAUGCAAGUUUUGGGGUCAGGGAAAACUGUGACAGGGAAAGCAAUGCGGACUUUAACCCUGUUACAGAUUCAGCUCUCGAGGAAACUGUCAGCAAACUUUCUUCAUGUGAUCAAGAUGUAGCUUCUACUGCACCACAGGCAAACCAUGCAGAUCAUCCACAAUCUCCAUCUCAUUUACCUGGCAGGAAUUUACCUAUUGAUACAGAAGUUAUUUCUUCUGCUACAAAUCCAAAAGACGAUGAGCCGAAGCAAGAGACUUUGCCAUCUGUAGGUCCUCCAUUUCCUGUCCAGAGUGCUCCAAGCUACAGCUUUGGUUACGUUCCUCCCAUGUUGGCGAAUGUUCUUGUCCAACCUGAAGGGUUUGAGUCCCAAGCUCAUAUUCUAAACUCUCUGGGAGGGAGUUCUUUGGCUACAUCUGCUUCUGCAUCUACCCCUCCUCCAACACAGUCUGGUGCGGGACAGAGCACUGUAGCAAUAUCUCCUCAGCCAAUUCCUCUAUUCCGUCAACCUUACCCUCCUAAUUAUAUACCUUAUAGUCAUUACUUCUCUCCAUUUUAUGUACCUCCUACAAUGCAUCAGUAUUUUGGUCACACUGCAUUUCCCCCACCGCUUCCGACUGGUAAUAUGUAUCUUCCCCCACCUACUGGUCCAGCAGGAAUGAAACUUUCUCCUGCACAUUUUAAGCCAGGAACCAAUGCAGGACACCAGGUGCCUGUAGGGGUGCCAUCUGGGUAUGGGGCAUAUGGUGCUUCUCAGGUUGGCUACAGUCAGAAUGCUGCAGUGACUUCCGGGAAUUCCAGUAGUGGUGAAGAUCUUGGGCCACCUGGUCUGAAAGAGAUAUUCUUAGGACAGCAGAGUGAAGGUUCAGCUGUCUGGUUUCCUGCAGCCGGAGGCCGAGAUACAGCAAGCUUCCCAUUGAACUCUUUCUUAAAUCUUCCUCAACAGGGACACCAUGUACUCAAUCCUCAAUCUGGGCAUGGCGGCUUUGCUGUCUAUCAUACACUGCAACCCAUGGGAGGUCCAGCACCGGGUCUUCCACUGUUGCAGCAGUCUCAACCUGUGGCAGGAUCUGUGGAGUCGGUGGGCCCGCCUUCUAAUUCCUAUCAACAGCCGCAACGCCAACAGCAAAUGAAUUGGAACAUGUAGCUUCGGAUGUAAGAGUUCUAGAAAUGACACAGCAAUACUCGGUACAUGACAUGACUAGAAUGGUCUUUUUGAAGCCUUGUGGAGGGGAGAGUAUACGUCGGCCUGCUCAUAUAGUGUAAAUAUGGAACUACUUGUGGCCAUGAAUUCGAAAGAAAAGAAGAAAAGAUCAGAAAGAUAGGUGAUUUAGGUUUCUUUGUUGAUCCCCCAUUGAUGAUAUGCAACCCUUUUGGAAUAAGGGUACUAGGAGUUGUUAAUGGCUUCCAAUUUUUAACAUUCUAAUUCUUUUUGGAUUGGAGGCUGAUAGAAACUUGAAGAAGUAUGAACAAGUGAAAUCUUUUUGUUCUUUUUUUAAUCAGAAAAUCAAUCUCUCCUGUAAAUUGGAUUUUUGGUGAAACAAGAUGGAUUAUAGAGUUUGUAAUUGGUAGAAAAAACUAAGAAAAACAGUGUUAACUUGUUUUUUUUAGUAAUUCAAUUGUUUCUCUCCUUUGCUA
Messenger RNA from Beta vulgaris subsp. vulgaris (sugar beet), 2761 nucleotides. RefSeq lists its product as hypothetical. The record is from RefSeq and is a predicted model, not a curated record. NCBI's taxonomy places the organism in Eukaryota, Viridiplantae, Streptophyta, Magnoliopsida, Caryophyllales, Amaranthaceae. The coding region runs from base 120 to 2270 and encodes 716 amino acids. The transcript is spliced from 9 exons.